CUUCUCCCCCGCCCACUCCUCCUCCUCCUCCUCCGCCGCCGUUCCCCUCUCUUUCUCCGAGAGCUCGCCUUCGCGCAUUGCUUCCUCGCGGAUGAUCCAAUCCCCAUUUGCUGGAUUGUGCUAAGCUCACCAUCGAUUUGAUCGGAAUGCGCGGUGAGUGAUCGGUUUGAUCCCGCUCUAUUUUGAAUUUGGAGCCUUUAGGGUUUCUAGUGAUGAUUUUAAUUUGGAUUGGUUUCUGGUUUUUGAGACUCUGUUUGUUGCGAGUUUUUGAAUGAUUGGAGUCUUGUGAUUCACUGAUUGAUUGCUGAUGGGGUUAGGGUUUUUUUCUGACAAAAUUCAUCGGAAAACAAGAAAAAUGGUGUCGUUCUGGUUGCUACUGUUUGCAAAGGUGGAAUGUUCUGGUUUUAGGGUUUGUUGUGGCUAUUGCUUGUGAAAAAGUUGAAGUUUUUAUGGUGUUAGGUUGUUAGUAAGUGCUGACGAGUUAUCAUUCAAGGAGACUUCCUGUUUUUGGAUUGGAUUUCUUGAUAGAAACUCUGGAAAUGGUGUUGAUUUCGGAGAUAAUAGAUGGGGCUGUAAAUGAGGAAGAGAAGAAGCUGGGAGGGGAAAUAGUACUUACAACAUCGAGUGAUGAUAUUGAGAAGAGCCUGUGUAAUUUGAAAGAAUUCACUAAUUGUUCUGCUGAGGACAAACAUUCUACCAUUGAGAAACCCUCUGAGGUGAAUGAAAGCCCUGUUGAGAACCUUACCUCUGCACUGCUGCCUGAGUCCUCUGCAGUGGAUGCAGCAGCAGCAGGGAAGGAGUGUUACAAUGAGGACGCUCUUCGCAUUGCAGACAUCAUGCGUAGUUACCUUCAUAUGCAACAAACAGCUGCUGUUGGAACUGACACCAGCACCUCGACUGGCACUGUGACUGGGUAUGACCCUACUUCCAUCUAUCCAAUUACAGCCACAAUAUUGCCUCAGCAAUCCUCUUCGGAGGAACUUCCAUUGCAGGACCGAUGUAAGGCUAUGAUGGAAGUUGUCCGGAAAGAACAUGGCAAGUGGGUUGUCUCAAAGCUUAUUUUGGAGCACAAUCAUCCUGUGACACCACCUCAACAACCUUGUUGUGACGUGCUCCAAUUACCUGUCAUGGGCAUGGAAUUCGAAUCAGUAGAGGCUGCCAAGACCUUCUACUAUACUUUCAGUGAGCAGAAUGGAUAUAAACCCCGCACGGGUUCUAACAGAAGGUCUUCAAGCAGUGGGGCUUUGAUCAUGCAAAGGUUCUUGUGUUGGAGGGGGAAUUAUCUCAUGUAUCGUAAGCCCUCUGACACCAAUACAAAGAAGCGGAAGCGUGGUCCAUACAAGAGUCGAGGUGGCAAGCCCUAUGAGGAGGUUGAAAUGAAGGGUGGUGAUAUUGUGGAUUUAAUUGAAGUUGACAGUUCAAGUGAGAAGACUGCUGUGGCUGGUGAAGAUCAUGGUACCGUUGAAGUUGGGAGCAGCCCACCAAUUAAAGAAGCUGCACCUCUAGAAAUGGACGCUGUGCAAAUUGGAUCUCCUCCAAUUAUUGGGACAAUGCUCUGGGGUGCCGAUGAUGGGAAGGGAAAGAGUACUGAGAAGGCAUCGCAAGUUGCAAGCACCACAACAUCUAAAUUGCUGAGAGAACUUGGUGUAAGAGUGUAUCGCUACACAAAUGAAGAAAGGAGGGACAUCAUUCUGAAGUACAUGAUGAAGAGGAAUAAUAGACAAGUUUCAGAGAAGCCUGCAAAGUUAUCAUCACGGCAAGCUCUUGCAGAAAGCCGCCAACGAGGCACUGGAGGCAAGUUUCUUAGUAAGCAUGAAAUGCAGACUUCCAGUGCACAAGGAGAAACUGCCACGGCAGAUUCAGAUACUACAGUGGAGGCUGCACACUCUGGAGAGCUGAAAGUAGGCAUGGUGUUCAAAAAUGAAGACAAGGCAUAUGAGUUUUACAUUAGAUAUGCAGGAAAUGUUGGUUUUAGUGUGCGUAAAGGUUGGUGGGAUAAAUCUGCUAGAAAUGUUACCAGAUCCAGAGUUUAUGUCUGCUCAAGGGAGGGGUUCCGCCCCAAGAAUGCAGUCAAUGAUGGGAAAAAACCACGGCCAGAAACAAGAACUGGUUGCCAAGCCCGAAUGACUAUAAGAAUCACACCUAUUGGUAAAUAUGAGGUAACAGAGUUUAUACCAGAUCAUAACCAUGAGCUUGCAGCUCCAUUAGAUAUUCAAAUGUUAAGGUCACAGAGGUUGCUAGCAAAGACCCAAUCAACUGGCCUGCAGAAUGGACACUUAAUCCCUGCUGAAUAUAAAAAUUAUCUCAGGUCAAAACGAAUGAAGGAGAUGAAAUUGGGAGAUGCUGGAGCAAUGAUGGAGUACUUACAAAAGAUGAAAGGUGAGAACCCAUCAUUUUUCUAUGCCAUACAAGUCGACGUAGAUGACCAAAUGAGUAAUAUUUUCUGGUCUGAUGCAAACUCGCAGUUGGACUACUAUUACUUUGGAGAUGUAGUCUGUUUUGACACCACAUAUAGAGUAAAUGAUUACGGCAGACCUCUUGCACUAUUCCUUGGUGUGAAUCAUCACAAGCAAAUUGUUAUAUUUGCUGCGGCAUUGCUAUAUGAUGAAACUGUUGAAUCUUAUAAAUGGUUGUUUGAGACUUUCAAGGCAGCAAUGUGUGGUAAACAACCAAAGACUAUUUUGAUUGAUCAGUGCCCAACAAUACGUGAUGCAGUAGGCGCUGUAUGGGCUGGCACAGUGCAUCGCUUUUGUGCUUGGCAUGUAUAUCAGAGUGCUGCAAAUCAUUUUAGUCAUCUCCUCCAAGAUUUAGGAACCUUCUCACAUGAUCUUGGAAGAUGUAUAUUUGACAUGGAAGAUGAAGAUGAGUUCCUAUCAGCUUGGGAAUCAAUGAUAGAAAAAUAUGAUCUGAAAGAUGAUGAAUGGCUGACCAAACAAUAUGAAGAUCGAGAUAAAUGGGCUUUGGCUUAUGAUCGAGAAAUCUUUUGUGCAGAUAUUGGUGAUGCUUUGAGAAGGGAAAGCUAUACUACUCUUCUCAAAGAAUCAUUGAGUCUAGACAAAGAUCUUCGUGAAUUUUUUAAGCAGUAUGACAAAUUAGUGGAAGAGGGUCGGUAUGCAGAGCGUCAAGCUGAUUACCAUGCAGGUCAAGCUAAUCCUAGAUUUCCUCUUUUGUGGAUGUGGCAAGCUGAAAAUGCUUUUACACCUGCAAUUUUUGAUCGUUUUAGAGUAGAAUUUGAAUUAUUCAUGAAUUGUACAAUUUAUGCUCGUGGUGAGGUUGGACCAAUAUCUGAGUAUGAGGUUACAGCCAAGGAAAAAACUAAAGGACACUAUGUCAGAUUUGAUUCAUCUGAUGGAACAAUGACCUGCGGUUGUAAAAAGUUUGAUUUCAUUGGUAUCCAAUGCUGUCAUGCCUUAAAAGUCCUUGAUUUUAGAAACAUCAAAGAGCUUCCCCCACAAUACAUAUUGAAAAGGUGGAGAAAAGAUGCAAAGACAGGAUCUAUUAGAGAGAAUCAUGCUUCUACAUUUGAUUAUAAUCUGGAGUCAUCUCUGCCAAAACGGUAUAACUCAUUAUGCCGUACAUUGUAUAGAAUUGCAGCAAGGGCUGCAGAAAAUGUGGAGGCAUAUGCCUUCUUGGAAAACCAAUCCGAUCAGCUCUUAGAGCAAGUUGAGAGAAUAUUGCAAACAAGACUUCUUGAGAAACCUUCUCCUAGCAAUGUCUCAAAGGGUCAAACACAGACUACAGUUCAGAUGGAAAAUGAUGACAGUGGUGAAAUUCCAAGGCUAGGUGGAAAAAAGAAAAAAGAUGGAAGUACAAGCAAGAAGAAUAAUCAAACCAGGCUGGAGGCGAGUAAGAAGCUCAAGGGAAGAAAAGGUCAAGCUGAUGAUGUGGAAAUUACAGUGAGAGAUAAUGAACACCCACCUCCAGUAGGAUCAGAAAAUAUUCCACCUCAGCUGAGAAACGCUGCUAAUCAAUUUUUUGUUCCCAAUCAGUUCAUGCAGGGAACAUAUGUUCCUUCUCAUCAGUAUGGGCAUGGUUCAAUGCAAGGUUUUCAUGGAACGACUCAGUUUGGUCAGGAAUCUUCAGCUGCUGCAUUGCAGCAACAGCCAUUCCAUGGCCAGUUAAACCAGAAUGUUGUGCAGGGUUCUCCAUCUCCGGAUGUCACCUCUCUGCAAUUUGUUGGGGUUAGUACCCAAAUGGACCCGCAAAGUAUUCCAGUGUGGGAUUUCCUGUGAAGUACAUGUUCCAUUGUUCUCUACAAACCUGGCCGCUUCUUCCAAUAAGAUUGUGAUUUCCGGUAUCAGAACUUAGUCCGUCAUGUCCCGUAAAUAAGCCCCUUUUUCUCUUUCAACCUGUGAAACACCACUUAAAUUUGUGCAUCGUGACCGUUUUCCAUGUCAGGAGCUCUUUAUCACCUGGAAUCUAUCUCCAUCUGACUACUAGACUUUAACAUGUGACUGAGUUUGUACAGUAAGUGACUCAGAAUUCUGAUUCAUCGAUAUAGACAGUCCGUGUUUAUUGGAAGAAAAAAAAAAAAAACAUGUACAAGCCAACUAGCCAACCUUUGUAAUUUUUCGCAGAUAAUCUGUACAUCAAAUCAGUGGGUCAUAUUGUAACCUCUUGUCUUCAUUUCAUUUUCACUUGCUGUAUACUGCUUGUUUUUUGUUUAUCAGGCUAAUAUACCGGCCAUCUGGUCAAAUUCCUCCUUUUCUUUAAUGUUUUCUUGCAGUACAUUGUGAUUGUUCCUUAUUUAUGUUAAUUUACUUCA
Dioscorea cayenensis subsp. rotundata (Guinea yam) is the source of this 4765-nucleotide messenger RNA. Its product is annotated as protein FAR1-RELATED SEQUENCE 5-like. Gene Ontology annotation, molecular function: zinc ion binding. The coding region runs from base 540 to 4232 and encodes 1230 amino acids. The transcript is spliced from 7 exons. The record is from RefSeq and is a predicted model, not a curated record. NCBI's taxonomy places the organism in Eukaryota, Viridiplantae, Streptophyta, Magnoliopsida, Dioscoreales, Dioscoreaceae. Gene Ontology annotation, biological process: regulation of DNA-templated transcription.